UUGUCAAAAUUUAAGAUCAAUCAAAACCAAAAGUCGAAACGAAAAUUGAGAAAAUUUUACGAAAAUUUAUUCUUGUGACAAUAUUUCGAAAAUCUAUUUUAUUUUUAUUAAUAUAUCUGUCUAUAAUAAAAUUAUAGUUUGCUCGAGUGAUAGGCAAUAAAUUCAACUAUAUUAACCGUCUAUGAUCUGAAAUAUGAGCCAACACAAUACAUAAAUUAUCCUUUUCAGAGAUGAUAAGGCAAUCAUUAAAAUUCCGUAAAACAGUUACUAUAGUUUGUGUUUUAUCAUUAAUUAUCUUUAUAUUUCUUAUUCUUAGGCGAGACAAAUUGAAUAAUAUUGAUAUUGAGGGACACCAAAGACUAGAUAAUACACAGAACAUCGGGUAUCGAGAUUUUAAUAAAAUGCCAAAGAAAGACGACAACAGACAAGAAGCCGCCGAAAUGGAUAUAAAUAAUGAUGAAGCUAAACAAGAGCUGCAAGAAGCCAAGGCUCGACUGGCACAAUUAGAGAAAAAAAUAGCCAUAUUAGAGGGUAGAAUACCUCAGAAGUAUCCUGAUGUGAAAUAUCUUGGGUACAAGGAAAGAAAAAGAAUAUUGGUAACAGGGGGCGCAGGAUUUGUUGGUUCUCACCUUGUAGAUGUUCUGAUGACCCAAGGCCAUGAAGUGAUUGUGGUUGACAACUUUUUUACUGGCAGGAAAAGAAAUGUUGAACAUUGGUUUGGGCACAGGAAUUUUGAAAUGAUACAUCACGAUAUUGUAAACCCAUUAUAUGUAGAGGCAGAUGAAAUAUACCACUUAGCUAGUCCGGCAAGCCCACCUCACUACAUGCAGAAUCCUGUUAAAACUAUCAAAACAAACACAUUGGGGACAAUCAAUAUGCUUGGUCUGGCGAGAAGAGUUGGAGCCAAGAUUUUAAUAGCAAGCACUUCAGAAGUAUAUGGAGACCCUAUGGUGCACCCACAGCCUGAAUCCUAUUGGGGACACGUGAAUCCUAUAGGGCCAAGAGCGUGUUACGAUGAAGGCAAGAGAGUGGCAGAGACUCUAGCGUACUCCUACGCUAAACAGGAGAAGGUAGAUGUGAGGGUAGCUAGAAUAUUCAACACAUACGGACCAAGGAUGCACGUCUCAGAUGGACGAGUUGUAUCCAACUUCAUUAUGCAAGCGAUACAAAAUCUAACUAUAACCGUGUAUGGCAACGGGAAACAGACCCGAUCGUUUUGCUAUGUAUCAGAUCUGGUGGACGGCCUCCUAGCUUUGAUGGCGUCCAGUUAUACUUUACCUGUCAAUAUUGGAAAUCCGGUAGAACAUACGAUAGA
Messenger RNA from Bicyclus anynana (squinting bush brown), 1315 nucleotides. Its product is annotated as UDP-glucuronic acid decarboxylase 1. Gene Ontology annotation, biological process: D-xylose metabolic process. Lineage: Eukaryota; Metazoa; Arthropoda; Insecta; Lepidoptera; Nymphalidae. Gene Ontology annotation, cellular component: cytoplasm. The record is from RefSeq and is a predicted model, not a curated record. Gene Ontology annotation, molecular function: NAD+ binding; UDP-glucuronate decarboxylase activity.